AUGGAGAUUGAUCGGCUCGAAGGCGAGAGCGGAGAGAAACAACACUUCAACGGCGCAGUCCCAAUUAAACGCCCACGGAUGGAUUUGACAGCCCCAGGACCCGAUGCAGCACUGAUCCGGAGGCAGAGAGAGGCCAAUAAACAAUAUGGCAGAGGCAAAAAGAUACCUUUAAGGGGAAUCAAGGACAAGAAGCUACGAGCAAAUCUAAAAGCACAAGAAUCGAAAUACCAGACUGCGAUAUUACGAGCAAAAGAUGCGGAGAUUCUGCACGAAAAUACUAAGGGAUUUCUCGAGCCGGAAAACGAGCUGGAAAGGACAUACAAGGUCAAGCAACGAGACAUUGUAAAGGACGUUCCAAUUGAGACGGCAAAGAAAGGAUUUGAGCUGAAGCUGGACGCAUUGGGGCCUUAUGUGUGCGACUAUACGAGAAACGGAAGAAAUUUACUAUUGGCGGGUAGGAAAGGCCAUAUUGCUACCAUGGAUUGGAGAGAUGGAAAGCUGGGCUGUGAAUUGCAGUUAGGGGAAACAGUGAGGGAUGCGAAGUGGCUACACAACAACCAGAUGUUUGCUGUAGCGCAGAAGAAAUACGUCUACAUAUACGACCAGGCAGGUGUGGAGUUACAUUGCUUGAAAAAGCACAUUGAAGUUACGAAUAUGGAAUUCUUGCCCUACCAUUACCUCCUGGCUACAGUCGGCAACGCAGGGUACUUGAAAUACCAAGAUAUCUCAACAGGUCAAAUGGUCAUCGAAACGCCUACAAAACUUGGAUCACCUACAGCACUCACCCAGAACCCUCAAAACGCUAUUCUCCACAUGGGCCAUCAAAAUGGAACAGUAACUCUCUGGUCGCCCAACUCCCCUACGCCACUAGUCAAACUUCUUGCACACCGAGGUCCAGUACGUGCUAUGUCAGUGGAUCGAGAAGGUAGAUACAUGGUAUCAACAGGUCAGGAUCUGAAGAUGUCAGUCUGGGAUAUUCGGAUGUUCAAGGAGGUCAACAGCUACUUCACACGGCAACCGGCAUCUUCAGUCGCCAUCUCGGAUCGCGGCCUGACAGCAGUAGGAUGGGGAACACAGACCUCGGUGUGGCGAGGAUUAUUCACAAAGCACUCAUUAGAGCAGGAGAAGAUUCAAAGUCCGUACAUGGCAUGGGGUGGUGAAGGCAAGAGGAUAGAGAGAGUGAAAUGGUGUCCGUUUGAGGAUAUUUUGGGUGUCUCACAUGAUGCUGGAUUCUCGUCCAUCAUUGUUCCAGGAGCAGGAGAGCCCAACUUUGAUGCCCAAGAGAUCAACCCAUACGAGAACACCAAGCAACGUCAAGAAGCCGAAGUCCGCUCGCUGCUUAACAAGCUGCAACCAGAGAUGAUUUCUCUCAACCCAGAAUACAUCGGCAAUCUGGAUUUGCUGACUGCCGAGCAACGCAAAGCCGAAAAGGAUCUGGACAAGAAGCCUGUAGAUCCUGUUGCGGAUGUGAAGAAUCGUGGAAGGGGAAAGAACAGCUCGUUGAGGAAGUACUUGAGAAAGCAAGGAUCAAGAAACAUCAUCGACGAGAGGAGAUUGAAGAUCGAGGAGAUGAGGAAGAACCAGGGCGAGAAGCAGCAGAAGAAACUCCAGGAAGCCGAGCAAGAACUUGGCCCUGCUCUGGGUCGUUUCGCGAGAAAAGGAGGAGCUUGA
Molecule: messenger RNA, 1671 nt
Organism: Cadophora gregata
Lineage: Eukaryota; Fungi; Ascomycota; Leotiomycetes; Helotiales; Ploettnerulaceae
Gene: UTP7
Product: Small subunit (SSU) processome component
Exons: 3
Coding region: 1-1671 (556 amino acids)
Biological process (GO): maturation of SSU-rRNA from tricistronic rRNA transcript (SSU-rRNA, 5.8S rRNA, LSU-rRNA)
Cellular component (GO): small-subunit processome; nucleolus; 90S preribosome
Molecular function (GO): protein binding
Source: RefSeq, a predicted model, not a curated record